Messenger RNA from Nezara viridula (southern green stink bug), 1732 nucleotides. Lineage: Eukaryota; Metazoa; Arthropoda; Insecta; Hemiptera; Pentatomidae. The record is from the annotation of a GenBank genome assembly.
CGACAUGUAAGCCAAUUCAGUUAAUAUCAUAUCGAAUUUAUAACAUAUGUUUAACAAUUUAUUUGGAAUGCUGUUAUGUAAUUGUUUAAAUUGUUUCAUUUCAAUAAUACUCACCAAGUAAAAAUAUUUUUAAAGCGAUUUCAACUGACGUCGUUAUUAUCUAGAUUUGACCAACUCUAAAAAUGAGAGAAAUCUGCCAUAUCCAAGCAGGACAAUGCGGAAACCAGGUUGGAGCCAAGUUCUGGGAGGUCAUCUCCGAUGAACAUGGAAUCGACCCCACUGGGACCUACCACGGCGACUCCGAUCUGCAGCUUGAGAGAAUAAACGUUUACUAUAACGAAGCCACAGGUGGAAAAUACGUACCCAGGGCAGUAUGUGUGGAUUUGGAACCAGGAACAAUGGACUCUGUCAGAUCAGGUCCUUUCGGGCAGAUCUUCCGUCCUGAUAAUUUUGUCUUCGGGCAGUCUGGCGCAGGAAACAAUUGGGCCAAAGGACACUAUACAGAAGGAGCUGAGUUAGUAGACAGUGUCCUGGACGUCGUUAGAAAAGAAGCUGAGUCUUCGGACUGUCUACAAGGGUUUCAGAUGACUCAUUCCUUGGGAGGAGGAACAGGCUCAGGGAUGGGGACACUUAUAAUUUCGAAGAUUCGGGAAGAAUACCCAGACAGAAUCAUGAACACUUUUUCGAUCGUGCCGUCGCCGAAGGUUUCAGAUACAGUGGUGGAGCCAUACAAUGCUACCCUAUCGGUCCAUCAGCUGGUGGAGAACACCGAUGAAACAUUCUGCAUCGACAAUGAAGCUCUGUAUGACAUUUGCUUUAGGACACUGAAGCUGACGACUCCGACUUACGGUGACUUGAAUCACUUGGUGUCUGCGACAAUGUCGGGAGUAACGACCUGUCUGAGGUUUCCUGGUCAGCUCAACUCGGACCUCAGGAAACUAGCUGUAAAUAUGGUGCCGUUUCCCAGGUUGCAUUUCUUUAUCACAGGAUUCGCGCCACUCACUUCCAGGGGAUCACAGCAGUACAGGGCACUAACGGUUCCAGAACUGGUGCAACAAAUGUUCGACGCUAAGAACAUGAUGGCAGCGUGCGAUCCACGACACGGGAGGUAUCUGACGGUAGCAGCCAUCUUCCGGGGCCGAAUGUCUAUGAAGGAGGUGGAUGAGCAGAUGCUGAACGUUCAGAACAAAAACUCUUCCUUUUUCGUUGAAUGGAUUCCUAACAACUGCAAGACAGCGGUAUGCGAUAUUCCACCCAGAGGCCUCAAAAUGGCCUCAACCUUUAUAGGUAAUACCACCUCUAUCAUGGAACUGUUUAAACGUGUUUCGGAGCAAUUCACUUCCAUGUUCAGAAGAAAGGCUUUCUUGCAUUGGUACACUGGCGAGGGUAUGGAUGAGAUGGAGUUCACAGAAGCUGAGUCGAACAUGAACGAUCUGGUGGCGGAGUACCAACAGUACCAGGAGGCGACUUCGGACGAAGUGGGCGAGUUCGACGAAGAAGAGGCGGCGGAGGAAGUCUAAGUCUUCCCACGAUAGCUUUAGCAUGGCUUAUUAGUGUAGUUUUAUGGAAGAAAUAUAUUAAUGAUGCAGGUGUAUGGUUUCAUUUUAAAUUAAUUGAAGACCAAUAAUGAAAUUUCAGACAAAGAAAAAUAAGAGUUAAUUUUAAUAAAUAAUUUGGAACCAGAUAAUCGUUAUUUAUUAACUAAAAUAUUUAACUGUUUCUGAAUUCAAAU